Molecule: messenger RNA, 234 nt
Organism: Adineta ricciae
Lineage: Eukaryota; Metazoa; Rotifera; Eurotatoria; Adinetida; Adinetidae
Source: the annotation of a GenBank genome assembly
AUGGCACGUAGUGUCUUAGGUAUUCAAGCACCAUUAAAACUUCAAACAGAACUACAAAUUGCCAAGAAAAUUGGUCGUUUACCGUGCCUACCAAGUUCACGAUUGAUGCUCGAUGUUCUACGUGGUACUAAUGAAGACAUAUCAUUCGAUGAUAUUUUAAAUAAUCCUCGAGAAUUCGGUGAAAUUCAAGUUGAUCCACAUUUAGCCAUGGACAAACAUGAUCGAUUAUUUUGA